UGAUGACUGCGUGCCGGUUGGUGUGUGCUGUCGCUCGGUUUGUGUUUGAACGUCAGGAGCGAGCGGGAGUGUGUCUUGUCUGGGUUAAAUCAGCACGACAGUGUUCUGGUGUCCUCAUGGCGACAGAUAUUGUUGCACAAUUGGCCGACUCUCUCUCCAAGACUGGAGUUGAGGAAGGGGAGCUGAGCUACAAGGGCCAAGGGAGAAAGCUGGAUAAUGCAGAAUCUGUGGAAGAGAUUGUGAAGGAGAUCCGGGACUUCCAGGGCUUGCAGGCUCUGAGGUUGGAGGGAAACACAAUUGGCGUGGAAGCUGCACUGGCCAUCGCAAAGGCCCUGGAGAACAAGAGCGAGUUCAAGCGUUGCUAUUGGAGUGACAUGUUCACUGGCCGUCUGCGCUCAGAAAUCCCUCCUUCACUGAAUGCUCUGGGCGAUGCUCUGAUGAUGGCGGGUGCCAGAUUAACGGUUUUGGACCUCAGCGACAACGCCUUUGGACCAGAUGGAGUGAAGGGUAUUGAGAAUUUGCUCAAAAGCACUGCAUGCUACACGUUACAGGAACUACGGCUUAACAACUGUGGCAUGGGAGUUGGAGGUGGGAAGAUUUUGGCAGCGUCAUUGAUUGAGUGCCAUAAACAGUCCAGUGCAAAAGGUGCCCCUCUGAGGCUGAAGGUGUUUGUUGCAGGCAGGAACCGUCUGGAGAAUGAUGGAGCCACUGCCCUUGCUCAGGCUUUCCAGGUAAUGGGUAGUUUGGAGGAGGUUUACAUGCCCCAGAAUGGAAUCAACCAUCCUGGUGUGACGGCGCUGGCCACAUCCAUUCAGCACAAUCCAGGCCUCCGUGUGCUCAACCUCAAUGACAACACGUUCAGUGAGGAGGGAGCGAUCGCAAUGGCUGAGGCACUGAAACCACUUCGCAAUAUUCAAGUGUUAAACUUUGGGGACUGUCUGGUUCGGCCAGCAGGAGCUAUAGCUAUUUCAGAAGCCAUAUCAGAGGGACUCCCGAUCCUCAGGGAGCUGAAUCUGUCAUUUUGUGAGAUUACAGAGGAAGCUGCUCUGGCAGUGGCACAAGCAGUGAAGGACAAGGACCAGCUCGAGAGACUGGACUUAAAUGGUAACAAUCUUGGAGAUGAAGGCUGCAAUGCUUUGAAAAAAGCCAUGGACAGCAUGAACAUGGGUGAGAUUCUAGGAUCACUCAGUGAAGACGAGGGUGAGCCUGAAGAUGACGAUGAGGAUGCUGAUGAUGAUGUUGUCGAGGAUGAUGAUGAAGAAGAGGAAGAGGACUAUAAUGAGGAGGAGGGGGAGGAGGAGGAAGAGGAUGACGAGGAGGAAGAUGAUGAAGAAGAGUUGGAGGAAGUGGAAGAGGAGGAAGAGGAAAAUAUUAGGAACAAGUUGUCCACCCCUGUAUCACCUCCUCGGCCUCCAGAUGUCUCCUCUUUCCUGAGCUUCCCGUCUCCAGACAAAUUGCUCAAAUUGGGAGCCAAGAGAUCCUUGCUGAUUGAGCAACAGGUGGAUGUGUCUGAUGCCACAAAGACAGCUGAAGCCUUCCUGAAGAUUGCCUCCGUGUACAAAGAGGACAACGCUGAUGUAAAGAAUGCAGUUUUGGAUAGUAUCGAUGCCCUUUUGAAGAAAGCUUUUGCUACUCCUGGGUUCCAAGGUUAUGGUUUUGUAUCAUCGCUGUUGGUGUUGCUCGGACUUAUCAAGAGUGAGGACAAGGUGAAGCCUGUGCUCAUGGUUCCUGGACACCUCCAGGCUUUGGAGCACGUUGUUCGACAGCAGUACUUCCCCAAGGACAACGUUGCCAUCCUGGAGGCUUUCAUGUCCCGGUAAGGACGUGACAGAAUGAGCCAAUCAGCAGGCAGCUCCCAGGAACAACAAUGCUCUGGAGUUAUGUGGAAAGGCCAGAAACAGGCUCCAGUUCACGCUGCAGACUCUCAGGAGUGAGAGCUGAGGAUAUGCAAUGAAUUUAAAACAAACUGAAGCUUUUCCCACAGAACUGGUGAACUUGUGGAAACUAAGAGCUCUGCAGAGGAACCGGUUGCUUUCAAACACAUUUCACUGCUGCUGCUUUGCUGGAUCUUUGAAUUUUGAAGUGGAUUCUCUUGUGAGCAUGUGCGUGUGGACUGACUGAAGUGCUUCAUGUAAUCACAUGACUACACUGACGCCUCGGACCAUCUCUGUAGGCUUUGUCCCCCCGACCGUCUUAAAUCUGUUUGUUACUGUUGUCUGACUCCUGAUUUUCUGGAGUGCAGAAACCAUGAAUUAGAGAAGCUCUUGCAGAUUGAGGUACAUUUCUGUCUUCUGUAUCUAGGUUUAAUUUGGAUUUUCCGAUGUUCACAACUGGUUUUAUUUUAUAUUGUUUAUUUGCCUCACUAAAAAUGUUAAAAAAAAAUUGUUGUUCAGAUAUGGAAUUGCUGAAAGCUUAUGUGGAUUUAAUGACUGCAAAGCACAGUGAGGCACACAGGGAUAAAUUGGGUUCUGCCUUAAAUGUAGCACAUUUUUCUGAGUUUUGGGUUUGAUUUUGACAAUAAAGGUAAUUUCAGUGUUUGUCUUCUGCA
Messenger RNA from Thalassophryne amazonica, 2548 nucleotides. RefSeq names its product RAN GTPase activating protein 1a (gene rangap1a). The coding region runs from base 3 to 1820 and encodes 605 amino acids. Gene Ontology annotation, cellular component: cytosol; perinuclear region of cytoplasm; nucleus. Gene Ontology annotation, molecular function: small GTPase binding; GTPase activator activity. NCBI's taxonomy places the organism in Eukaryota, Metazoa, Chordata, Actinopteri, Batrachoidiformes, Batrachoididae. The transcript is spliced from 16 exons. The record is from RefSeq and is a predicted model, not a curated record. Gene Ontology annotation, biological process: nucleocytoplasmic transport; signal transduction; activation of GTPase activity.